Messenger RNA from Mycosarcoma maydis (corn smut), 642 nucleotides. RefSeq lists its product as uncharacterized. The transcript has a single exon. NCBI's taxonomy places the organism in Eukaryota, Fungi, Basidiomycota, Ustilaginomycetes, Ustilaginales. The coding region runs from base 1 to 642 and encodes 213 amino acids. The record is from RefSeq and is a predicted model, not a curated record.
AUGGUUUCACCAGCAACGAUCAAAGCUCUGCUGCGCGAGCUCACUGCACUUCAAGUCAAUCCUCCUCCUGACAUUCGAGUCUCGCUAUCGGAAUCCGAUAUGCUCUCCUUUCAGGCCUACAUUCUCGGACCCUCCUCGACCCCCUACGCUGGAGGCUAUUUUCGCAUAGCCUUUGAUUUCACCAAUGUCGACUUUCCCACCCAUCCCCCGCGUUGCACGUUUGCUACACCCAUCUUCCACCCCAAUGUUUCGCGCUCAGGAGACAUUUGUGUUUCGUCUCUGAAAAAGGACUGGAAGAAAGAAUACGGGAUCGAAAGAAUCUUGACCACAAUCAAAUGUCUGUUGAUCGAGCCUAACCCAGAUAGCGCAUUGGAUGCCGAAGCCUCAAGAUUGAUGCAAGAAAACUGGGACCACUACGCCGAAACGGCGAGUCUGUGGACCAGUGUUCACGCAGCUACCAGGCCACCUUGCUUCGACGACAACACCAUACCAUCAUGCCAGUCCAAGUCGCAAGCGCUACACAUUCAUCCUCCGUCCGAUUGCUCUGCUCCAGCGUCCAGGUCUGCUCCUCCGCUCAAAGCGACAACUAUCAAGCCGAGCGUCCUUGCCGCACCAAAGCCCAACCGUUUACGCCGUCUCUGA